AUGAACGAUAGUAUAUUUCAACUUAUUCAAGGUCAAAUACCUUCCGAGAUAAUUCCCCAUUAUCUAAUGCAGACUUAUACUGAUGGCCAACAAAUAAUAAUACGUCAUCAUGUUUCAGUUUGGGAAACAUCAUCUAGAUCACAAAUUUUCUUCAUGAUUCUCUCAAUUAACUUAUGGUUAACGAUGAUGGGUUUUGCAAUUUUAGGGUAUUUUGUUGCUAAGGCUCGAUAUAGAACUUCAAAAAGAUCCAAUUCCUCACAAUUACCAUUAGACAAAGCACCUGGAGUGACGAUAAUAAGACCACUUAAAGGUGUUGAUUGUAAUUUAUGCGAGAAUUUGAUUUCAUCAUUUCGACAAGAUUAUCCGAAUUUCGAAAUCAUAUUCUCGGUAGCAAACGAGAAUGAUCCUGCUGUAAAAGUUGUUAAAAAGUUAAUGAUGAGGUAUCCAAAAGUAGAUGCUAAAUUAAUUAUAGGUGAACGUGAUGUUGGUGUUAAUCCGAAAAUAAAUAAUUUGAUUCGUCCGUAUGAAUCAGCUAAUAAUGACAUUAUUUGGAUUUUGGAUUCUAAUGUUUAUGUCGAUUCGGGAUGUUUAGGUAGAUCGGUAGAUAAAUUAUCUCAGCCGGGUGUUGGUCUUGUUCAUCAUCUCCCUUUUGCAGUUCGUCCAGACACUUUUGGUUCCGAAUUGGAAAUGAUGUUUAUGGAUACCGUUCACGCCAAGAUGUAUUUGGCAAUCAACGCAAUUGGACCUGAUAGUUGCGUCGUUGGUAAAUCCAACUUGUAUCGUAAAAGUGAUAUUGAAAGUGUCGGUGGAUUAGCUCAAUUUGGUAAAUAUAUGGCUGAAGAUAAUCUUAUCGCUCGUGCCCUAUGGAGGAAGGGGUACAAACAUGAGAUGACUAGUGAUUUGGCAUAUCAACCUCUUGGUUCAAUGGCAACUGCCGAUUAUUUUUUCCGUCGUUCACGUUGGGCUCGAAUUCGUAAAUACACGGUUACGGCAGCCACAAUAUUAGAACCUUUUACGGAAUCAAUCAUUUGCGGAUUAUGCGCAUCUUAUGGAUUCCAUAAUUUAUGGAACAUUCAUCCGUUAAAUUUUUUGGCUUUCCAUAUUAUCACUUGGUUCAUGAUUGACUUGAAAUUGUUUCAAGCUUUGAGUAGGAAAAAGGUUGAGAUGGAAAGUUUGCGUGGUUUCAUCAUGGCUUGGGCCUUGCGUGAAAUUACAGCUUUGCCAUUAUACGUUUAUUCUGUACUUGGUAAUACUGUAGAUUGGCGUGAUGGUACUUUUUAUUUGAAGCGAGAUUCAACUGUUGUCAAAAUUCCUUCACCACAUCAAAAAACAAGCGUUGUUGGUAGUCUGUCAUUGCCUUCUAUAGCUCGCAAAGUUGCCGCUGUUGCGAAUUAUAAUACUACUCAUUCAACUUCAGAUAGUCAAAGAUCUGCGUUUUUCAAGCAACAAUUUAUUGUUUCAACUCUCACUUCGCUGAUAUUGAUUAUUGACAUUGUAAUGGACAUCUUGUUUAAGAGUCAACGUAAUGGAAAUCCUGUAGAGAAUACUGAAGCAUGUGUCCUGGAAAAUGAGGGUAAGGAAAAAAUGAGAAGACAUAUAAGUGACAGACAGACAAAACGUGUCUCAGGAAAUAAUGACGUUAAUGUUGGAGAUGAUGAUUAUGAAACGAGUGUAGAAAUUGAUAGUGCUGAUGAAAAAGAGAUAUCUAAUCGAGAUGAUCCAAUAAUUCAAGCUGCGGGUCAUUAUCUAAGAAGUUCCUUGAGUAAGACAAGUAGUCAUUAUUUUGGUGUACCCUAUCAUAAUGAACCCGAAUAUAUGGACAAUUCAGAUAUUGAAGUUGCUUCGUCUUCAUCGUCUCCAAAUAGUGCCGAAAGUGUUUCAAUUGGGCUCUCAAUGCAUUUACAAAAUGAAAAAAAUGUACUGGAAGGUCAAAGACGUAGAAAAAGUGUAUCAACUAAUGAAAGAUCGAAUAAUCAAGAUCGAUCACGGGUUAGAAGCAUGUCAAUUAUAUAG
Funneliformis mosseae is the source of this 2013-nucleotide messenger RNA. The record is from the annotation of a GenBank genome assembly. NCBI's taxonomy places the organism in Eukaryota, Fungi, Glomeromycota, Glomeromycetes, Glomerales, Glomeraceae.